Molecule: messenger RNA, 2442 nt
Organism: Arvicola amphibius (Eurasian water vole)
Lineage: Eukaryota; Metazoa; Chordata; Mammalia; Rodentia; Cricetidae
Product: protocadherin gamma-A7-like
Exons: 1
Coding region: 1-2442 (813 amino acids)
Biological process (GO): homophilic cell-cell adhesion
Cellular component (GO): plasma membrane
Molecular function (GO): calcium ion binding
Source: RefSeq, a predicted model, not a curated record
AUGGCGACUGGGCAGAGGGGCGCGGACUACAGAGGAUUCCUGCUGCUCUCCAUCCUUGUGGGGACCGGUUGGGAAGCCCGGGCAGAAAAGAUUCUCUACUCAGUGUUUGAAGAGACAGACAAAGGGUCUUUUGUGGGAAAUAUCACCAAGGACCUGGGACUGAAGCCUCAGGAAUUGACGGAGCGCGGAGUCCGCAUCAUCUCCAAAGGUAAGACCCAGCUUUUCUCUCUGAACUCGCGGAGCGGCAGCUUGGUCACCGCGGGGAGGAUAGACCGGGAGGAGCUGUGCGCCCAGAGCCCGCAGUGUCUCAUAAGCUUUAACAUUUUGAUAGAAGACAAAAUGAAUCUUUACCCUAUAGAGGUGGAAAUAAUGGAUGUUAAUGACAACGCCCCCAGAUUCUUAACGGAAGAAAUAAACAUAAAAAUCAUGGAGAAUUCAGUUCCUGGGGUGCGGUUUCCACUAAAGGAAGCUACCGAUUCAGAUGUGGGCACGAACUCCCUCCAGAAAUACCAGCUCAGUCCCAAUCGCCACUUCUCCCUGGUUGUGCAAAGUGGAGAUGAUGGAACUAAGUACCCGGAACUGGUGCUGGAGAAGGCUCUUGAUCGGGAAGAAGAGGGGGCUCACCACCUGGUCCUCACGGCCUAUGAUGGCGGAGACCCACCCCGAUCUGGCACCGCCAGCAUCCGCGUGACAGUGGUGGAUGUGAAUGAUCACACGCCAGUCUUCUCUCUGCCCCGGUAUCAAGUGACGGUCCCUGAGAACGUGCCAGUAGGCACAAGACUUCUCACAGUAAAUGCUGUUGACUUGGAUGAGGGAGUCAAUGGGGAAGUGACAUAUUCUUUCUGGAAAAUAACUCCAGAACUUCUGAAAAUAUUCCACCUGAGCUCUGUCACAGGAGAAUUGUCGACUUUAAGAGGUCUGGAUUAUGAAGAAUCCAGCUUCUAUGAACUGGAAGUUCAGGCUCAAGAUGGUGCUGGUAGUCUGACCAAAGCGAAAGUACUGAUCACGAUUUUAGACGUGAAUGACAAUGCCCCAGAAGUGACUGUCACAUCUGUGAGCAGUCCAGUCCCUGAAGAUACACCACCUGGGACAGUGGUCGCUCUCUUCUACCUCCAAGACAAAGAUUCAGGAAAGAAUGGAGAGGUGAGCUGCUCCUUUUCAGAAAAGCUGCCUUUUAAAUUAGAACGAUCAAUUGAUAAUUAUUAUAGGCUGGUCACUGCACAAAACCUGGACCGGGAAGAGAUGUCCAUGUACAACAUCACCCUGAAAGCCACAGAUGGUGGAAUUCCUCCUCUGUUCACAGAAAGUCACAUAUCCAUUCACGUGUCAGACACCAAUGACAACCCGCCCACCUUCUCUGAUUCCUCUUACUCCAUCUACAUCCCCGAGAACAAUCCCAGAGGCGCCUCCAUCUUCUCAGUGACCGCACAAGACCCUGACAGUGACAAGAAUGCCCAAGUCACCUAUGCUUUAGCUGAGGACACCAUCCAGGGGACCCCAGUGUCGUCCUAUGUCUCCAUCAACUCUGACACUGGUGUCCUCUAUGCACUUGGAUCCUUCGACUAUGAGCAGUUUCGCAACCUACAACUACGAGUGGCUGCACGUGACAGUGGGGACCCACCUCUCAGCAGUAAUGUGUCAUUGAACCUCUUUGUGCUGGACCAGAAUGACAAUGCCCCUGAGAUCCUGUACCCUGCUCUCCCCACUGAUGUUUCCACAGGGGUGGAGCUGGCUCCCCGCUCUGCAGAACCUGGGUACCUAGUGACCAAGGUGGUGGCUGUGGAUAAAGACUCAGGCCCAAAUGCUUGGCUGUCCUACCGGUUGCUUAAAGCCAGUGAGCCAGGGCUUUUCUCAGUAGGGCUACACACAGGUGAGGUGCGGACAGCAAGGGCCCUUCUGGAUAGAGAUGCACUUAAACAGAGCCUGGUGGUAGCUGUCCAGGACCAUGGCCAACCGCCACUCUCGGCCACUGUGACACUCACUGUGGCUGUGGCCAACAGCAUUCCUGAUGUUUUGGCAGACCUGGGCAGCAUCAGGACCCCCAGCGAACCUGAUGAUUCGGACAUCACUCUCUACCUGGUGGUGGCAGUGGCCACUGUUUCCUGUGUUUUCCUUGUCUUUGUCAUGGUGCUAUUGGCUCUCAGACUGUGGCGUUGGCACAAGUCACACAGGCUGCCUGCUUCAGGUGGUGGGCUGGAAGAUGUGCCUGCCUCGCACUUUGUAGGUUUGGAUGGGGUUCAGGCUUUCCUGCAAACAUAUUCCCAUGAGGUUUCACUCACCGCAGACUCUCGAAAGAGCCACAUUAUCUUCCCUCAGCCCAACUACGUGGAUACUCUUAUCAGCCAAGACAGCUGUGAGAAAAGUGAUUCUUUGUUAACAUCCAUAGAUUUUCAAGAAUGUAAGGGUGAAGCCCCAAGUACGCAGGUGAGUUCAUGUCUUUGA